Molecule: messenger RNA, 1047 nt
Organism: Chrysochloris asiatica (Cape golden mole)
Lineage: Eukaryota; Metazoa; Chordata; Mammalia; Afrosoricida; Chrysochloridae
Gene: EBAG9
Product: estrogen receptor binding site associated, antigen, 9
Exons: 7
Coding region: 220-861 (213 amino acids)
Cellular component (GO): secretory granule
Source: RefSeq, a predicted model, not a curated record
GAGGAGGUGGCUAUGGCUGCAGCGCGGCGGCAACGGCGGCUGCGAAGGAGCGCGCGCCCGGCUUUGAAUGAGCGGUGCUGGGACUGAAGGAGCAGAGCGCGAGCUCGAGGAAGCGACCGGCAGCGCGUGCACGCGCCUUAAGUGCGCGCGCGGCCCGUGGCAGCUCGGAACCUCCGCCGGGCGGGCGGGGAGGGGGAGGGGCAGGAUUUGAGUCCCACCAUGGCCAUCACACAAUUCCGCUUAUUUAAAGUUUGCACCUGCCUAGCGACAGUAUUCUCAUUUCUAAAGAGAUUGAUAUGCAGAUCGGGCAGAGGACGGAAAUUAAGUGGUGACCAAAUAACUUUGCCAACUACAGUUGAUUAUUCAUCAGUUCCUAAGCAGACAGAUGUUGAAGAGUGGACUUCGUGGGAUGAAGAUGCACCUACAAGUGUAAAGAUUGAAGGAGGGAAUGGGAAUGUGUCAACACAACAGAAUGCUUUGGAACAACUGGAACCAGACUAUUUUAAGGACAUGACACCAAACAUAAGGAAAACUCAGAAAAUCAUUGUUAAGAAGAGAGAACCAUUCAAUGUUGGCAUCCCAGAUGGUAGCACUGGUUUCUCCAGUAGAUUAGCAGCUACACAAGAUAUGCCCUUUAUUCAUCAAUCUCCUGAAUUAGGUGACUUAGAUACCUGGCAAGAAAAUACCAAUGCUUGGGAAGAAGAAGAAGAUGCGGCCUGGCAAGCAGAAGAAGUCUUGAGGCAGCAGAAAAUAGCAGACAGAGAAAAGAGAGCAGCAGAACAACAAAGGAAAAAAAUGGAAAAGGAAGCACAGCGGCUAAUGAAGAAAGAACAAAACAAAAUUGGGGUGAAACUUUCCUAACGAAGAGUUUUUCUUCUUUAAGUGUCAGUGCCAGUAGGAGACACCUGAGUGCCACAACCCAGGCAAGAUGUGUGUGGAUGGAAGCGUGGUUCCGGCAUACAAACAUGCUGCUUGACUUUAGUGCAUUCAUCAGGUCACCCGGCACCCAGGAUUUGCCCAAAGUACUCACAACUCUUGUGGUUGAGA